This is a messenger RNA of Closterium sp. NIES-65, 7620 nucleotides long. The record is from the annotation of a GenBank genome assembly. NCBI's taxonomy places the organism in Eukaryota, Viridiplantae, Streptophyta, Zygnematophyceae, Desmidiales, Closteriaceae.
AUGGCGCGGAGUUGGAUGGUCGGCGGAACUGCGGUGGCGGCGCUGGCGUCCGUGCUGGCGGCGUGCGCCACUGCGCUGCACGCGAGUGGCGGAAACAUGGGGCUGCACCCCAUGCCGCGCAUCUUUCCCUUCCUCUGCUCCUUCGAGGACGAGAUUAGAGACGUCUCAAACAUCGUGCCAAAACCCCGUCUUCCCCCCAUCAACCCCCACCCUCCCCCCAGGCUGCACCCCAUGCCGCGCAUCUUUCCCUUCCUCUGCUCCUGCGAGGACGACAAGCUUUGUGAUGUCUCCUCCCCCCCGCUUUACGCCCUCCCCUUCUCCGCUUUACGCCCUCCCCUUCCCCGCUUUACGCCCUCCCCUUCCCUGCUUUUCGCCCUCCCCUUCCCUGCUCCCCUUCCCCCCAGGCUGCAUCCCAUGCCGCGCAUCUUCCCCUUCCUCUGCCAAUGCGAGGACGAGCAUGGCGUGCUGGACGAGGGCAUCGCGCGCUGCCAGCUCGCCAGCGACUUCCUCAUAGCUCUGGCCUACUUCUCCAUCCCAUUGGAGCUGCUCUACUUCUUCCUGCGAGCAAAGGUCUUUCCCCACCGCUGGGUGCUGCUGCAGUUCGGCCUCUUCAUCGUGCUCUGUGGUCUGACUCAUCUGGUGAACAUGUGGACAUAUGGUCCCCAUCCCAGUGCAGUGGCAGUGCUACAAACAGUGCUCAAAGUGCUCUGUGCGGCUGUCUCCUGUGCCACGGCCUUCCUGCUCGUCACCAUCAUCCCUGCUCUGCUCAACGUCAAGUCUGUGCGGCUGUGUCCUGUGCCGUAUUUCCUGCUCAUCACCGUCAUCCCUGCGUUGCUCAACGUCAAGGUCCGGGAGUUGUUGCUGCAGCAUAAAGCGGCACAGCUGGAUAGAGAAAUGGAUGUGAUGAGGCGAAAGAAGGAGGUGGGGCGGCACGUCCAGGAACUCUUCUUGCAGCACAAGGCAGCGCAAUUAGACAGGGAAAUGGACGUGAUGAGGCGAAAGGAGGAGGUGGGGCGGCACGUCCGAGAGCUCUUCUUGCAGCAUAAAGCGGCCCAGCUAGACAGAGAAAUGGACGUGAUGAGGCGAAAGGAGGAGGUGGGGCGGCACGUGCGCAUGCUGACAUACGAGAUCCGCCAGUCGCUGGACCGACACACCAUCCUCAACACCACCCUCGUGGAGCUGGCCCAGGCGCUCAUGCUGGAGAAUUGCACCAUCUGGAUGCCUCACGCCUUGCUUCUACCUAUCCAAUGGCGGCUGCCUGUGCGUGCUGCCUGGGCGUGUUGCCUGGGCGUGUUGCCUGGGCGUGUUGCCUGGGCGUGUUGCCUGGGCGUGUUGCCUGGGCGUGUUGCCUGGGCGUGUUGCCUGGGCGUGUUGCCUGGGCGUGUUGCCUGGGCGUGUUGCCUGGGCGUGUUGCCUGGGCGUGUUGCCUGGGCGUGUUGCCUGUGCGUGCUGCCUGGGCGUGUUGCCUGGGCGUGUUGCCUGGGCGUGUUGCCUGGGCGUGUUGCCUGGGCGUGUUGCCUGGGCGUGUUGCCUGGGCGUGUUGCCUGGGCGUGUUGCCUGGGCGUGUUGCCUGUGCGUGCUGCCUGGGCGUGUUGCCUGGGCGUGUUGCCUGGGCGUGUUGCCUGGGCGUGUUGCCUGGGCGUGUUGCCUGGGCGUGUUGCCUGGGCGUGUUGCCUGGGCGUGUUGCCUGGGCGUGUUGCCUGUGCGUGCUGCCUGGGCGUGUUGCCUGGGCGUGUUGCCUGGGCGUGUUGCCUGGGCGUGUUGCCUGGGCGUGUUGCCUGGGCGUGUUGCCUGGGCGUGUUGCCUGGGCGUGUUGCCUGGGCGUGUUGCCUGGGCGUGUUGCCUGGGCGUGUUGCCUGGGCGUGUUGCCUGGGCGUGUUGCCUGUGCGUGCUGCCUGGGCGUGUUGCCUGGGCGUGUUGCCUGGGCGUGUUGCCUGGGCGUGUUGCCUGGGCGUGUUGCCUGGGCGUGUUGCCUGGGCGUGUUGCCUGGGCGUGUUGCCUGGGCGUGUUGCCUGGGCGUGUUGCCUGGGCGUGUUGCCUGGGCGUGUUGCCUGGGCGUGUUGCCUGGGCGUGUUGCCUGGGCGUGUUGCCUGGGCGUGUUGCCUGGGCGUGUUGCCUGGGCGUGUUGCCUGGGCGUGUUGCCUGGGCGUGUUGCCUGGGCGUGUUGCCUGGGCGUGUUGCCUGGGCGUGUUGCCUGGGCGUGUUGCCUGGGCGUGUUGCCUGGGCGUGUUGCCUGGGCGUGUUGCCUGGGCGUGUUGCCUGGGCGUGUUGCCUGGGCGUGUUGCCUGGGCGUGUUGCCUGGGCGUGUUGCCUGGGCGUGUUGCCUGGGCGUGUUGCCUGGGCGUGUUGCCUGGGCGUGCUGCCUGGGCGUGUUGCCUGGGCGUGUUGCCUGGGCGUGUUGCCUGGGCGUGUUGCCUGGGCGUGUUGCCUGGGCGUGUUGCCUGGGCGUGUUGCCUGGGCGUGUUGCCUGGGCGUGUUGCCUGGGCGUGUUGCCUGGGCGUGCUGCCUGGGCGUGUUGCCUGGGCGUGUUGCCUGGGCGUGUUGCCUGGGCGUGUUGCCUGGGCGUGUUGCCUGGGCGUGUUGCCUGGGCGUGCUGCCUGGGCGUGUUGCCUGGGCGUGUUGCCUGGGCGUGUUGCCUGGGCGUGCUGCCUGGGCGUGCUGCCUGUGCGUGCUGCCUGGGCGUGCUGCCUGGGAGGGAGUGCUACCACUAGAUGUGACAGUACCCGGCCCUUUUUAGAGCUGACACACGAGUUGGAGCGGCGGCUAGUGCAAGCACCGGUGCUGGUCCCGCUCUGCGACCCCACAGUGCAGUCGCUCAUCCACACGUCCCGCGCCCUCCGCAUCUCCCCCUCCUCCUUCAUCGGCCACGCCUCCGCCUCCCACACUGCCCACAGCACGUCCCUUGCUGCCGUUCACUUCCCCCUUUCUCCCACCCCCCCACCACUGCCCCCCCUCCCUCUCCACCAGCUGCUGACACACGAGUUGGAGCGGCGGCUAGUGCAAGAACCGGUGCUGGUGCCUCUCUCCGACCCCACGGUCCAGUCGCUCAUCCACACGCCCCGCGCCCUCCGCAUCUCCCCAACCUCCUUCAUCGGCCGCGCCUCUGCCUCCCACACCGCCCACAGCACGUCCCUUGCUGCUGUGCGCCUGCCUAUUCUGCCCCUCGAAGCCAUGGCUGAUGCUGCUGCUGCCGCGGCGGCAGCGGCAGCGGGUGCGGGUGCGGGUGCGGGUGUGGGUGUGGGUGUGGGUGCGGGUGGGGUGGAGGCAGCUGGUGAGGAUGUGGAUGGGAGUGGAGGAGAAGGCAGUCCCUUGCUUUGGAGUGGUGAUGGUGCUGCAGCAGCAGCAGGAGGGGAGGGUGGGAGUGGUGGGGCAGGAGAGGAGAGGAUAGGGGGAGUGGUGCCGGUGUAUGGGCUCAUGGUGCUUGUGCUGCAUGGGGAUGCUAGAAGCUCUGUGCUCUCUUCCCCUCAGCUCAGUGCUCUCUUCCCCUCAGCUCUGUGCUCUCUUCCCCUCAGCUCUGUGCUCUCUUCUCCUCAGCUCUGUGCUCUCUUCCCCUCAGCUCUGUGCUCUCUUCCCCUCAGCUCUGUGCUCUCUUCCCCUCAGCUCUGUGCUCUCUUCCCCUCAGCUCUGUGCUCUCUUCCCCUCAGCUCUGUGCUCUCUUCCCCUCAGCUCUGUGCUCUCUUCCCCUCAGCUCUGUGCUCUCUUCCCCUCAGCUCUGUGCUCUCUUCCCCUCAGCUCUGUGCUCUCUUCCCCUCAGCUCUGUGCUCUCUUCCCCUCAGCUCUGUGCUCUCUUCCCCUCAGCUCUGCCUCACCAGGCAGUGGAAGGCGCACGAGGUGGAGAUGGUGGAGGUGGUGGCAGACCAGGUGGCAGUGGAGAUGGAGAUGUCCAUCUCCCCUACCCUACGACUCCUGCAGUGGAAGGCACACGAGGUGGAGAUGGUGGAGGUGGUGGCAGACCAGGUGGCAGUGGCUCUCUCACACGCCGCAGUAUUGGAGGAGACGCAGGUGAGGGCGGUGCUGGAGGAGAUGCAGCGGCGGAGGGACGAGUUGGAGGAGAAGAACCGCACGUUGCAGGCAGCAAGGCAGCGAGCAGAGGUGGCAGUGAUGGCGAGAAACGACUUCCUGGCCGUGAUGAACCAUGAGAUGCGCACUCCCCUGCACUCCAUCACUGCUCUUGCUUCCAUCCUCAAUAGGGCAGAGAUGGCAGUGAUGGCGAGGAACGACUUCCUGGCUAUGAUGAACCAUGAGCUGCGCACUCCUCUGCACUCCAUCACUGCUCUCGCCUCCAUCUUCAAUCAGGAGAUCCUGACUGACCCCGGAGAAGGCACCCAUGUUGCCCGGGGCACUGUUUCACUUGAGUUUUCCCACUAUUCACUGCUUCAACCCCCCUUCCCAGGAGGAGGACCUGACCCCAGAGCAAGCACCCAUGGUGGCCACUGUGCUGCGCAGUGCUGCAUCCCCUCACUCCUUUACAACCCCUCCCCUUUUCCUCCCCUCCCCUCCCCCUUCCCCCCCCUCCCCUCCCCCCUCACGCUCCACCAGGAGGAGGACCUGACCCCGGAGCAAGCGCCCAUGGUGGCGACUGUGCUGCGCAGUGCGUCGCUGCUGACUUCCCUCAUCACUGACGUGCUGGAUUUCAGUCGACAGGAGGAGAGCGCCGUCGGUACUGUGCCAUGCUGUGCCAUGCUGGGCUGUGCCAUGCUGUACUGUGCCAUGCUGUGCCAUGCUGUACUGUGCCAUGCUGUGCUGUGCUGUACUGUGCCAUGCUGUGCUGUGCUGUGCUGUGCUGUGCUGUGCUGUGCUGUGCUGUGCUGUGCUGUGCUGUGCUGUGCUGUGCUGUGCUGUGCUGUGCUGUGCUGUGCUGUGCUGUGCUGUGCUAUACUGUGCCAUGCUGUGCCAUGCUGUGCCAUGCUGUGCCGUGCUGUUCUGUGCUGUUCUGUGCCGUGCUGUGCCGUGCUGUGCCGUGCUGUGCUGUGCUGUGCUGUGCUGUGCUGUGCUGUGCUGUGCUGUGCUGUGCUGUGCUGUGCUGUGCUUCUGCAUCUGGAGAAGCGCCCGUUUGACCUGCGAAAGCUGUGCAGAGAGGCUGGGAAGCUGGCGUGGCCGCUGGUGCGGUCCAAGGGGUUGCGUUUCUCCCUGGAGGUGGCGGGGGUGGUGCCACGGUUUGUGGUGGGGGAUGAGAAACGGCUGCUGCGGUUGAUGCUGCACCUUGUCGGACGGGCCGUGAAGAAGACCGAUGAGGUGAGCGAGAGGAGAGGAGAAUCAGACGACCGCUGCACCUCCUUUGGUGGGGGGGGGCUGAGAGAGGGGGUGGUAGCGAUCUCGCUGCUGGUCUGUGCUUCAGUGGUGCCGCGGUACGUGGUGGGCGAUGAGAAGCGGCUCUUACGCCUCAUGCUGCGCCUCAUGCUGCGCCUCAUGCUGCGCCUCAUGCUGCGCCUCAUGCUGCGCCUCAUGCUGCGCCUCAUGCUGCGCCUCAUGCUGCGCCUCAUGCUGCGCCUCAUGCUGCGCCUCAUGCUGCGCCUCAUGCUGCGCCUCAUGCUGCGCCUCAUGCUGCGCCUCAUGCUGCGCCUCAUGCUGCGCCUCAUGCUGCGCCUCAUGCUGCGCCUCAUGCUGCGCCUCAUGCUGCGCCUCAUGCUGCGCCUCAUGCUGCGCCUCAUGCUGCGCCUCAUGCUGCGCCUCAUGCUGCGCCUCAUGCUGCGCCUCAUGCUGCGCCUCAUGCUGCGCCUCAUGCUGCGCCUCAUGCUGCGCCUCAUGCUGCGCCUCAUGCUGCGCCUCAUGCUGCGCCUCAUGCUGCGCCUCAUGCUGCGCCUCAUGCUGCGCCUCAUGCUGCGCCUCAUGCUGCGCCUCAUGCUGCGCCUCAUGCUGCGCCUCAUGCUGCGCCUCAUGCUGCGCCUCAUGCUGCGCCUCAUGCUGCGCCUCAUGCUGCGCCUCAUGCUGCGCCUCAUGCUGCGCCUCAUGCUGCGCCUCAUGCUGCGCCUCAUGCUGCGCCUCAUGCUGCGCCUCAUGCUGCGCCUCAUGCUGCGCCUCAUGCUGCGCCUCAUGCUGCGCCUCAUGCUGCGCCUCAUCGAGCGGGCUGUGAAGAAGACGGAUGAGGUGAGCGGGAGAGGAACGGGGUCAGGGAAAGGAUUGUGGCAGCAGGGGAGGGUGGGAGGGGCCGCUGGUGCGGGUGAAGGGGUUGCGCUUCUCCCUGGAAGAGGGUGUCAGUGGAUGAUGGGCAGACCUCCCGCCCCCACUCCUCCUUUACUGCCGGUGAAGGCCCCACUGCUGCAUCGUUCCUCCCUGCUGCUGCUGCCAUUGGGACGACCCCUCAACCCUACUGCCGCUUUCCGCUCCUUCGCUGUUGCAUUCACCCCAUGUUCCCCCAAGCAGGGUUUUGUGUCGGUGCAGGUGACAGUGGAUGAUGGGCAGACCUCCCGCCCCCACUCCUCCCACUCCUCCUUCACUGCCGGUGAUGGCCCCGCUGCUGCAUCGUUCCUCCCUGCUGCUGCUGCGGCAGCUGCCGCCGCAGGGGAGAAUUCGCUUGGCCUCCAGCCACACACACCGUGGGAGCUGUUGUUGGGUCAAGACUUGGUGAACAUUCGUGUAGAUAUCAAGGACUCGGGGUGUGGGCUCACUGCCAUGGAAUUCAAACAGCAUGAGGCACUGCUGCUGCAGCAGCAGAGAGCGAGUGAUGCGGAUGGGGGGAGUGGAGCAGGAGGAGGAGGAAGAGGAGAGGGGCAAGGAAACGGAGUAGAGGGAGCAGGGGAAGAGAGGAAGGGAGGGACGUUGCUAGGGUUCGAGAUCUGCCAGAAGUUUGUGCAGCUGAUGGGGGGGUACAUUUGGAUUGAGAGCGAUGGAGAGGGGUUGGGUGCGACGGUGACGUUUGUAGUGCGGCUGGUGCUGGAUCGAACCAAGAGGCAGAAUGUAGGGUUUAGGGAGAGAGGGGGGCGGGUUUCUAGCAGUAGGGCGAGGAGGAGAGGAAGAAGGGCAGGUCUUGUUGGGGUUGGUGGAGGAGAUGAGAGGAGCAAUGGAUUGUUAUGGAACAGUGGGUUCGAUGGUGCUUGUGAUGGUGUGGAUGGGGCUGAGGGCAGGGGAGGGGGGGCGAGGAAGGGUGGUGAGGAGUAUUCGUUUAUGGAUGGGGAUGACGAUGAUGAAGACGACGAGGAGGAUGAGGAGGAUGAGGAGGAUGAUGAUGAGGAUUCGGCCUUCAGUGACAGCACGGUUUCGUCGAUGGAUUCUUAUGUACAGGAGCUGGAAGGGGUGCAUGUGCUGCUAGUGGAGGACAAUGUGGCGAAUCGCAUCGCGACGCAUCAGAUGCUGCUGACGCUGCGGUGCCACGUCAGCAGCGUGGGCAGCGCGCAGGAGUGCCAGAUGGAGCUGACCACGCGCAAGAGCCCUGCAGUCCCGCCAGUGGAUGUCGUGCUGCUGGAUGUCUGCAUGCCAGACGUUGACGGCUUUGAAGUCGCCCGCCGCAUUCACUCCCUCUUCCGGCCUGACGAGCGGCCUCUGAUUGUGGGUCUCACUGCACGCACGGACAGUGGCAUGGCGGAGGCAUGUGUAGCAGCUGGCAUGGAUGCUGUAUUGCUCAAACCAGUCACAGUUAGACAGCUGGCAGCUACUCUGUGUCACGUGCUCAAUGGCGUGUAA